CGCGCAUGCGCCAAGCGUCCUGCUUGGGACACAAUGCUGCUGUCAUGAUAGGCAGCGCUAACGUUGGGCUAGGCAUGAGGAGAAGGUGGUGGCAGUGAGGCAGUCCGUAUGGAUGCUCCAAGCUCCAGGAAUCCCCACUGCACCUCCGCCUUCUCGAGAGGUUCUUUUAGAUUUUUGCUUUUUUAUUUUGCCGCAAAGUAGCCGGACACUGACCCCCUUGCAGCAUGCUGACUCAGCAGUCGACUCAGCGCACUGACAUCCAGGCUGCAGACUCCACGGGUUCAUUUAAUAAAAGAAGACGAAAUUCCGUUUUUGUAACUGUGACGCUCCUCAUUGUAUCCUCGUUAAUUUUUACUCUUGGCCUGGCUGCAACAACGAGAACAGAAAAUGUGACAGUGGGAGGCUACUAUCCAGGGGUUAUUCUCGGGUUUGGGUCAAUACUUGGGAUUAUUGGAUCCAAUCUGAUAGAAAACAAAAGACAAAUGCUUGUUGCUUCCAUAGUUUUUAUCAGUUUUGGGGUGAUUGCGGCUUUUUGUUGUGCGAUUGUGGAUGGUGUUUUUGCUGCCAGACAUCUAGAUCUCAGACCACUGUAUGCUGGGAAAUGUCGGUAUUACUCCACUACACAUAGUGAUCAUACUACAGAGGUGACAUGCCAGCAGCCUAUGCGCAAUCCUUGUGUCCUUAAAAUAAGAGGCAAUACAUGUUACUGCUGUGAUUUGUAUAAUUGUGGGAGAAUUGGAAAUUCUGGCCUCUACUAUGAAUACAUUGAUGUAAAAAGCUGCCAAGAUGUUGUGCAUCUCUACCACUUGCUAUGGUCAGUAACCAUCCUCAACAUAGUUGGUCUGUUCCUCGGGAUCAUCACCGCCGCGAUACUCGGGGGAUUCAAGGAUAUGAAUCCUGCACUUCCUGCCACAAGUUGUAUUGCCGAGACCCCGCGCCCAACAGUACAGUACAACACAAGACCAGCCGUGCCGUCUUAUAAUACUUACUAUCACAGCACUCCUCACUUGCCACCUUACACUGCCUAUGACUUACAGCAUUCCAGUGUGUUUCCAGUCUCAACACCUUCUGGCUUGUCAGAUGAUCCUGAUGGACAGGCUUCAAGUUUCAUGUGGCCAUCCAACGCUCCCCCUCGCUAUUCUCCCCCCUACUUCCCACCUGAUGAAAAGCCACCACCCUACACUCCAUGACCCUUAUGGAUAAAGUCCCUUCUCAUCUCAGCAGAGGUUUAUGCAUACACCAGUCAAAUAUUGUACGUUUGUAUGAUACAUAUUUGGGAAUCUUGCGACUGAACUGAGAUUGUAUGAAGAUAAUAUAUACAAGACGUGGGCAGAAAUCAACACUGAUAUGAUCACCUUUGCCAAACUGAAGUUAGGGCAUAUUGUCAUUUUAUGCUGGCGUAUUAAUGGCGAGGGCUAAGCCACAUGGGUAACUUUUGUUUUGCAGCAUUUUAGUACCAUCAAAUUCCAGCAAGAUACACGGGACAGAUGCAUCUUUCUCAUUAGCGACGGAGACAAAAAAAAAAAGUUCUAAUUAUUUCCAAUGGAAAUGCUUCUUUGUAAAAUACUCAAAUGUUUCUUGGUGGUUGCGCCUUUUGAUUUGGAAAUUAAAAACAGCAGAGAGGUAGAAAUGAAAGCUGAAAUGACAUCACAUUCAAAUACUGCAUACUUGGGAGAAAAAUACAGCAACAAAGGAAUCACUUAUGCAGCUUUGCCUUGAAAGUGUAAGAAACUCUUCCUUUAUAUGAGAAUAAACAUGCACUGUUAGUAUAGCUACUAGCCACUGUAGGCUAAACAUUUUGUUAGUUAUGUGUUGUGUGACUCACCUGUUUCCAGGCCACGGUACCACCGUUCCUUGCCUGCUCCAAGAUGGCACCUAGUCAGCUUUGGCCAUUUUUCCCUUUGACACCAGCACAGUAGGAAGUAAAAUGGAAGUGAAAGAAGAGCUUGCACGGAGAACCUAUAAACAUACUAGAGGAUGUACCUUCUCACAUAAACACAACAUACACAGGAUUUAGCAAUGCAAGUCACCAAUUAGUGUGAGAAAAACAUUUGUCAGUGUCUUUAUUUUUUGGGGGGGGGGGGGGAAUAUGGAAUUCAGGGGACUUUCAUGCUAAUCUACUUCAAUAACGAGCGAGUUUCAGGUCUCUUAACCCUCUAUGAAACAUUGGUGCUUCCCAACUGUGUUAUGACUUUCGGACUUGUCAAAAACAAUAUGGCUUCUGUAGAUAAGCACUGUGACUCAACAUCUCCAUCCAUUGUGGUGUAUUGUACUGAAUGUUAUUUAUUUCAAAUAAUAUUUAUUUUACUGCAACAGGGUGGGGGUGUGUAGGAAGAAUAAAAAAACCCAGUGCAUUCUGCAACAAUAUAUAGGAAUAGAUUUACCAAACUGUGAACAAGAAUUAAAAGUAACUUUUUCUUAUAUUGUUUUUCAUACAGUUGUUUUAUAACCCAAUGCGGACAUCCAGAUCAGAUAACUCCAUGCGUGGCCCAACAGUUUGCUUGUAUCUCUUACAGUAAUAUAUAUAUAUAUAUAUAUUUACUGUACCAGCCAUGAACAGGGCCCAGGAGCUAGUAGAAGUCCAAAGCCACUUUAGAGACUGUUGUUGACAUCAUCAUCAAUAAUAUGUGCCCUGAAGAGCUGAUUAAAACAUUUCAAUUCAAAAAGUUA
Xenopus laevis (African clawed frog) is the source of this 2670-nucleotide messenger RNA. RefSeq names its product transmembrane protein 255A S homeolog (gene tmem255a.S). Bases 225 to 1190 code for a protein of 321 amino acids. The record is from RefSeq and is a predicted model, not a curated record. The transcript has 9 exons. NCBI's taxonomy places the organism in Eukaryota, Metazoa, Chordata, Amphibia, Anura, Pipidae. Gene Ontology annotation, cellular component: membrane.